AACAACAACGCUCACGACCGGCAAGGUAAAAAUGAUCACAUCUAUUCGUAUAUCCUCGCGAGCGUUUCACCUUCCUUCGUACGGUCGAACUGAAAUACUGGCGUGCUGAAGUGUGUCAGUGAUAUCCAAUCUGCUAUUUAUAGGUUCAAAUAUUUUCAACACUGUUCGAUUAUCAUGUGUUUUGAAUUCCAGUCACCCGUAGUCGCCAAGGUCUGAAACUUGUUGCUUUGGCAUCCAUUAUUUUUUCUUGUGUAUCAAGAAUUGUAGACUAGUUUAUAUGAUCCAGUAUACCACACAUGUUUGUGCAGAAUGUGGAGGGGAAGUCAAAUAGCAUUUCAGUUCCCUUCAGAUCCUGUCAGACUUCCAAUGAGGAAGUGUCUCAAAACCGCUUAGACAAAGAUGAUUUUACGUCCGGUAUUUGCUAAAACCGGGAUCAUUUUUGAAAUUUCCUAACGACUGUCUUACCCCAUAAAACUGAGCAGCCGGAGUAUUCAGUGUUAACACGACCAGGUUCGGUUUGGCUUGGAACCACAUCGAUAUCAGUCCACAGCGAGCGAACAGAGAUGAAACUGUUCACACUAGCUCUCGUGAUUCUUGCAGUCAUCCUAACAGUGGAUGUCCUUGGACAAUGCGAAGGAUGGUGGGGAAGUUCUCGAAAUUCCAGCUCAAAAAGUGGUUCGCGGUCCAGUUCUGAAUAUAGCUCCACGAAAACUGAGCGAGGAAAAACUAUCAAAGCUAAAGGCAAAACAGUACAUGUUGGAAAAACCGGUAUUCGUGAUAGAGAUGAAACCGGCCACAGAACAGGUCUUGGUACUCUCGCUAAAAAGACGUUAGACAAACCAGUGGAGACGGCGAAGGCAGCAAUAGAGUUUGUAAAGAGCUAUCAAAAGAUGCGGGAGAAAAAUGUAAAAGGGGGAAAUCUUGCAGCACACGAGGAAGCCAACAGAGAAGCUACUAAGAAGUCCGACGCCGAGACAGCAGCAGCACUUAGCGCCUUGAGGGAACAGUACAAGAGCGUUCGUGUUAAAAAUAAUCCAGAUGGCAGCCUGCACGUUGGAGACACGAGGACCGAGGAAGAGACUGCUGCUACAAUGAACGCCAAUAAAAAGGGGCGGGAAAGUGCUCAAGAUGGCCAAGACCCUUCGAGGGAGUAAAAUAAUCCCUCUUCCGGGGGCUGGGUGGGAGACUCUCAUAUAAAAGUUAUCGUAGAAAUUUAUGCAACGAAUCUUUUAAAGACAUCAGAAUCUCGUUUGAUGGGUGUGGCUCGGAUUCAUUUCCAACUUAACAAAAAUAUCAAUAGAGAAAAAAAACAAUUCUAAAGUGAGCAGGUGAACCGUGCAAUUUUUGUCCAGGAUAGUUCUACCGUUGAUCAUUUAAUUUAACGGAACAGCUUAGGCGGUACUGAUCUACAAAUGUAAUUCUCGUGCCACUUUCAGUCCCAGGGGAUUUUUAGACGUGAAAGUAUCUUUUAGGGUGCACUGGAAGAAAUAAUAAAAAAAAACUGUGUUAAUUCCGUUUUAGCGGCGUCUUAGGGGGUCAAAUAAAGCUCAAGCCACACCCACAUGGUCCCGUUUAGGGGUUUAAUUCAAAUUUUCCCACGAGCGUCCCCGACUAUUUUAUAUGGGAGUUCCCCACGGACUUUUAGUACAUAGAUGAUCCCCGGAGAAAAUCACUCAGAAAUUCAUUUGAAAAUUGGCCUGCUGAUGUAAUUGCAGUUAGUUCUAAUAACGAGAUUUAACUAGUGGUUUA
This is a messenger RNA of Orbicella faveolata, 1749 nucleotides long. RefSeq lists its product as uncharacterized. NCBI's taxonomy places the organism in Eukaryota, Metazoa, Cnidaria, Anthozoa, Scleractinia, Merulinidae. The record is from RefSeq and is a predicted model, not a curated record.